Molecule: messenger RNA, 453 nt
Organism: Engraulis encrasicolus (European anchovy)
Lineage: Eukaryota; Metazoa; Chordata; Actinopteri; Clupeiformes; Engraulidae
Product: lysozyme C-like
Exons: 4
Coding region: 1-429 (142 amino acids)
Molecular function (GO): lysozyme activity
Source: RefSeq, a predicted model, not a curated record
AUGCGUGGUCUUGUGUUUCUCGUGCUGGUGACUGCAGCCAGUGCAAAGGUGUUCACCAGGUGUGAGCUGGCACGGAUACUGAAGUUUGCCGGGAUGGACGGUUUCCACGGAGCCAAAUUAGCUGACUGGGUCUGCCUGACCAAGUGGGAAGCAGACUACGACACUCAGAAGGUGAAUCGCCUCAAAGACGGCUCCACUGACUAUGGAAUCUUCCAGCUGAACAGCAAGUGGUGGUGCAGCGAUGGGAAAACCAAGACCAAAAAUGCCUGCAACAUCAACUGCUCAGCCUUGAUGUCCGAUAACAUCCAAGCAUCCAUUGCAUGUGCCAAGCAUGUGAUGCUAGACCACAACCGUCUCCAUGCAUGGGCAGAAUGGCGACAUCACUGCAUGGGUCAGAACCUCACCAAAUACAUUUCAGGUUGUUUCUGAUGACUGAAAAUAAUUAAAAUGUUU